Molecule: messenger RNA, 632 nt
Organism: Perognathus longimembris pacificus (Pacific pocket mouse)
Lineage: Eukaryota; Metazoa; Chordata; Mammalia; Rodentia; Heteromyidae
Gene: Wdr83os
Product: WD repeat domain 83 opposite strand
Exons: 3
Coding region: 120-509 (129 amino acids)
Biological process (GO): protein insertion into ER membrane
Cellular component (GO): endoplasmic reticulum membrane
Molecular function (GO): protein folding chaperone
Source: RefSeq, a predicted model, not a curated record
UGCUAUCGGGAACGGAAGCGUGAGGGCUCCGGGUGUUACUUUAAAAGCCACUCCCCACUCUCGCGCCGGAAGCUGCCACUCUCGCAGCGGAAGAGGCGUGACCGGGUUGCAGUCUGGCAAUGUCCACCAACAACAUGUCGGACCCACGGAGGCCCAAUAAAGUGCUCAGGUACAAGCCCCCGCCGAGCGAGAGUAAUCCAGCCUUGGACGACCCGACGCCGGAUUACAUGAACCUGUUGGGCAUGAUCUUCAGCAUGUGCGGCCUCAUGCUUAAGGCUCUCUAUCUCUGCUGUCGUGAUGUCCUAUCUACAGAACCCUCAGCCCAUGACACCCCCCUGGUGAUGUCAGCCCCAAGGGGUCACAUUGUGGACUCCCUUUAUCCACCUUCUGGCAUAGUCUUCAGCUGCCUCCAUCUCUUGCUCUCAGCUGCUGCCCUAGGUGGGCUCAAGGCCCCCCCGCUGGAGGGAGGGAACCUGUUCCCCUGGGGUCCCACUUCUGCUCCAUUAUAGAGGGAAAAGCCUUAGGCUUACCCUUUCCUACCCAACUUGCUGUGGGGGAGACACUUCAUAUUUCAGAGUGUAUUUUGUUUUCUUGUAUAAAGUGGUUGAUAAUAAAGUUUUUCACUCUGGCUA